Molecule: messenger RNA, 336 nt
Organism: Fomitiporia mediterranea MF3/22
Lineage: Eukaryota; Fungi; Basidiomycota; Agaricomycetes; Hymenochaetales; Hymenochaetaceae
Exons: 1
Coding region: 1-336 (111 amino acids)
Source: RefSeq, a predicted model, not a curated record
AUGGCAACCAUCCGUCCCGCUGGCACCAACGCUCUCAAAGUCCCUCAUAUAAUGUGUAUUUCACCCGAGCAGAGGAAGAAUGGGAAGGUUGUCCAAUAUGCACUAGUUGAGAAGCUGGAUGAGAAGAAUCCGGGCGGGACUAGAAUCAGGAUCGAGACAGUCAAACUGCAGGUGGGAAGUGAGGUUGCGAGGAAACCAAUCGACAUGACACACCACCGCCAAAGCAAAAGAUGCCGGAGCGAUGAGGUCAACUCAAAGGUCAAGGAGAGCCCUACGGUUAGAAUUCUUGACUGUGACGACUGUCGAAACGUGGAUGACCUGCGCGUAUCUUCUUGA